This is a messenger RNA of Carica papaya (papaya), 1057 nucleotides long. NCBI's taxonomy places the organism in Eukaryota, Viridiplantae, Streptophyta, Magnoliopsida, Brassicales, Caricaceae. The record is from RefSeq and is a predicted model, not a curated record.
UGAACUAUUACUGAUUUUUUUUUUGGCUGUGGAAAUACUUUGUAGUUGCUAUGACACAGAGAAGGAUACUUUAGCUUUUACGAAGGUGGACUCAUUUCUUCCUGAUAAAAUCUAUUACCAAGGAUGUCUUAAAUCAUUUCUCCAGAUUACUAAGUGGCACGGCCCUGAGGUGAUAUACUUUGGGGAUCACCUAUUUAGUGACCUAAGAGGACCUUCAAAGGCUGGUUGGCGGACUGCGGCCAUCAUCCAUGAAUUAGAAAAUGAAAUACACAUACAAAAUGAGGAUAGUUAUCGCUUUGAACAGGCAAAAUUUCAUAUCAUACAAGAAUUACUUGGUAGGUUGCAUGCAAUUGUGCCCGAUAGUGAGAGAAAUGAAGCAUACAGGACACUUCUGAUUGAGCUAAAUAAGGAGAGGCAGAAGGCCCGUCAAGUUAUGAAGGGGAUGUUUAAUAAAUCAUUUGGGGCCACCUUUGUCACUGACACGGGGCAAGAAUCUGCUUUUGCCUAUCAUAUCCAUCAAUAUGCAGAUGUAUACACCAGUAAGCCGGAUAACUUUUUGCUCCACUCCCCUGAAGCUUGGCUUCAUGUGCCGUUCGAUGUCAAGAUCAUGCCACAUCAUAUAAAGGUCCCCUCGAGCUUGUUCAAAACUCAAUAGACGUAUUUUUUUAAUGGCACUCAACAAACAGGUAGCUUUUGCCAAUUUUUGUCGUCAUGACGAUUAGAGUACUCAAUCAACCAAUUUUGCAGCAUGUGGUAUGAUAAUGCCCCCUUUCUUGUAUUACUUUUUCCGCAUAGUUGAUGUAAUAAAAUUACUAUUCUUCCCGCUUAUAGAAUAAAAGAUUAGCGUCGUUCCCUGUUUUUCUUUACUUUUUGCCCCUUGUUGAUUUCCUUUGCUUAAUUUGCUCUAGUUUUACAACAUGUUUUUUCAAGGGUGUUUGAAAUUGUUCGAAGAAAUAGAUAUUCUAAUCCAAUCAUAACAGACAACUUUUUGUUUUAAAAAAAUAAAUUAGGUGUUUUGAUAAAUUUUUUUCAUUAAAGAAUUAGAGAUAUAUAUUUA